AAGUUUUGUUCCCUUGGAAGGUUGAAACUUCUGAGAGGCACCAUGGCGACACUGGAUUCCGACGUGACCAUGGUUCCGGCCGGCGAACCCUCCACCAGCGCCGGUCCUUCUUCGUCCACCAAGAAGCCGAAGCGAUUCGAGAUCAAGAAGUGGAAUGCCGUUUCUCUCUGGGCUUGGGGUUCGUCUCUCUCUCCGCUUUCUACAAACCCUAAUUUUCUUUUCUCUCUUUUAGUUUAUUAUUUUCUUUCUGUUAUUGCAGAUAUUGUUGUGGAUAAUUGCGCUAUUUGCCGCAACCAUAUCAUGGAUCUCUGUAUUGAGUGCCAGGCCAACCAGGCUAGCGCCACUAGCGAGGAAUGCACUGUAGCUUGGGGAGUUUGUAACCAUGCUUUUCACUUCCAUUGCAUAAGCCGAUGGCUCAAGACCCGUCAAGUAUGUCCUCUAGAUAAUAGCGAGUGGGAGUUUCAGAAAUACGGUCACUAGAACUUUGAUGCGGCUGAGCUACUUCCAUCUUGGACAUUUGGAUUGUAGCAUUUCUAUCAACUUUAUAGCUCUACAUGUUGUCUUUGCUUGCCUAUUGGAGUUUUAUUCAAAAGAGUCACUUCUAAAUGCUUUCGCAUAUAGUUACGCCCCCAGUUCCUAAUUCGAUCAUAUCCUUCUCUAACAAUGUGGCAAAACGGUGGUGUUAAUUCACUCAAUGACAAGAUUUAUGGAAUAUUAUAGCAUGCAAAUAUUCACGAAUAGCAUAUACAAACAAUUCUGUCUU
This is a messenger RNA of Glycine soja, 763 nucleotides long. Its product is annotated as RING-box protein 1a-like. The transcript has 4 exons. Gene Ontology annotation, cellular component: cullin-RING ubiquitin ligase complex; nucleus. Lineage: Eukaryota; Viridiplantae; Streptophyta; Magnoliopsida; Fabales; Fabaceae. Gene Ontology annotation, molecular function: ubiquitin protein ligase activity; zinc ion binding; cullin family protein binding. The coding region runs from base 43 to 480 and encodes 145 amino acids. Gene Ontology annotation, biological process: protein ubiquitination; ubiquitin-dependent protein catabolic process. The record is from RefSeq and is a predicted model, not a curated record.